AUGGAGUUCAACCCAACCAAGUCGAUCGUGACCAACGAAGAGUGUGACAUCCACUACUGGCACCAAGGCCAAGGCCCCCUCAUAGUCUUCAUCCCCGGCGGCAACGGCCAUGGGCGCCAAUACAACCCCAUCAUCGCUGCGCUAUCUGGCAGGUACACCUGCGCGACAUUCGACCGGCGUCAAAUGUCCGCGAGCCAGGCGAAAGUGAACAAACGACUCAACCCCCCACAACAAGCGCGUGAUAUACGUGCUAUCGUCCGAGCCCUCGGCUUCGACAAGGCCAUUCUCUUCGGCAGCAGCAUGGGCGCCAUCCUCGCCUUCCAGUUCGCCAUCGACUUCCCCGAAAUGGCCGACCACAUCAUAUCGCACGAAGCCCCGACCUUCACCCUGUUGCCGAACGCCACCGAGGUCUUUGAGUUCCUGUACAGCUGCCUCGAGCUGUACGAGACUGUGGGCGUCGAUGCUGCGCAGGAGAAGUUCAGCUCGAGGCUUUUUGGAUACAACGACGAGGGCGUGCCGAAGCCGGCAUCGCCGGAGCCGUUCAACAAGGACAACUUUUGGGCCAACGAGUUCGCCCUCCUGCUGGGCUACCUGCCGAGCCUGCACCGGAUGAAGGAGAACGGGACCAGCGUUGGGCUGAUGAGAGGAACGAGGAGUAGGGACGCGUGGUACGCGCAGGCGGUGGACGAACAGGAAAAGAUUCUGGGGUGUCCUCGGCUCGACGUUCCGGGGGCCCAUGAAGGUUUCCAGGUCGAGUUGGAGGCGUUUCUCCCUUACUUCCUCGAGCUUCUGGGAGUUCUCGAGAGGAAGUCGAGUGGUGCGUGA
Messenger RNA from Colletotrichum higginsianum IMI 349063, 825 nucleotides. Its product is annotated as Acetyltransferase/esterase. The transcript has a single exon. The coding region runs from base 1 to 825 and encodes 274 amino acids. The record is from RefSeq and is a predicted model, not a curated record. Lineage: Eukaryota; Fungi; Ascomycota; Sordariomycetes; Glomerellales; Glomerellaceae.